GUGAAGAAACAGCAUUUCCUUUACGAUAAUUAGUGAUUUUUUUCUGUUGACUUUUCAUCCCUCCAUUGCUUAGAGGUUGCUUUUUGACCUUUUGCCACCAUGUGGGAGUUCAGGUCCAUGUCUUUCUGGCGGGCGGUGUUUGCUGAGUUCUAUGGGACCAUGUUCUUUGUAUUUUUUGGGCUGGGAGCAGCCCUUCGCUGGACCACUGGGCCCCAUAAUGUCCUCCACGUUGCCUUUUGCUUUGGGCUGGCAGCUGCCACCCUCAUCCAGUCCAUUGGCCACAUCAGUGGAGGGCACAUCAAUCCAGCUGUUACCUUCGCUUAUCUGAUCGGCUCCCAGAUGUCCCUGUUUCGUGCGUUCUUCUACAUCAUGGCCCAGUGUCUCGGAGCACUUGCUGGUGCCGCCGUGCUCUACGGGGUCACACCUGGAAACAUGAGGGGAAACCUAGCACUCAACACGCUGCAGCCAGGAAUCAGUCUGGGCAUGGCCACCACCAUGGAGGUCUUCCUUACCUUGCAGCUUGUCGUUUGCAUCUUUGCUGUGACUGACGAGAGGCGCAAUGGACGCAUGGGCUCUGCUGCCCUUGCCAUUGGCUUCUCUGUGCUCAUGGGGCAUCUCCUUGGGAUGUACUACACUGGAGCAGGAAUGAACCCAGCAAGGUCCUUUGCUCCUGCUGUCCUGGUUAGGAAUUUUGUCAACCACUGGGUGUACUGGGUGGGACCCAUGAUUGGUGGUGCCAUGGGUGCUUUGCUGUAUGACUUCAUGCUGUUCCCCCGUAUGCGUGGCCUUUCUGAGAGGCUCGCCACACUGAAGGGUACUCGGCCUCCAGAGGCUGAGGGCCAGCAGGAGACCAGGGGAGAGCCCAUCGAGCUCAAGACACAGGCCCUAUAAGCCUUGAGAAGAAGAUUGGCUUUCUGACCCCCCCAUCCCUCACCCAUUAAUCUGCACCCUCAGUUCCUGGUCCAUCCUCAGCCCACUCAGCAUGUCUGCACACAUACCUCCUCCCCACCUCCACCCAUUCUAACACAGAUCCAACACACCUUUGUUAUCCUUGUUCUGCAUCCAGAACUGGACCUGCUGAGUCACAGUGAAGGGGCAUCUGCAGCCCUGACCAUCUGGCCUGAUUCUACCCAUCCUUCCUCCUCUUCCUCCUACUUCUCCUCUUCCCCUUUGGACUGCAGGACAAAGAUGGAGGGUUAGAAGAAGACUUGCCACUGAAGGAAGAACCCUGUGCCCUGUGGUGUGGGGAGUCAGUCACUCCUGGUUGACCAGGUGGCUAUAACUGCUCAGGACAUGGGCCUUUCUCUCUUUCUUUCCUUCCCUUUCUCGCUCUUUCUGUUUUCUCCCUAUUUUGUAGUCUGCUAGGAGUGAAGCUACAGUAGAGCAGUGGACUUCUGCAUGCUUUUCCAUUUUGAUCCAGUGUGAUCUCUCCCUUUGUUUUGUUUUGUUUAAUGAACUUUGGGUAAAUCACAUGUAUGUAUUGUACUUUACCAGUAUUUAUUUGGCUGACCUUUUUUUUUUUUUCAGUUGUAUGUGUGUGGAUGUGUGAUUGUG
Messenger RNA from Scatophagus argus, 1554 nucleotides. It is a transcript of the gene mipa, whose product is annotated as major intrinsic protein of lens fiber a. The record is from RefSeq and is a predicted model, not a curated record. Bases 100 to 891 code for a protein of 263 amino acids. Gene Ontology annotation, molecular function: water channel activity. The transcript is spliced from 4 exons. Gene Ontology annotation, cellular component: plasma membrane. Lineage: Eukaryota; Metazoa; Chordata; Actinopteri; Scatophagidae. Gene Ontology annotation, biological process: transmembrane transport.